AUGUCGGGGCUGCAGCCACAGGUGGGGAGAGGUGUACCUUGUCUGCGCUGCAGAGGGACCUGCACAGGCUUUGAGCCACAUUCCUGGAGGAAGAUCUGCAAGUCCUGUAAAUGCAGCCAGGAGGAGCACAGCCUGAGCUCGGAGCUGGAGGAUGACCGCAAGAUCGGGCGCCUGCUCUCGGACUCCAAGUACGCCACGCUGACCGCGCGGCUCAAGGGCGGCGACGGCGUCCGCAUCUACAAGAGGAACCGCAUGAUCGUCACCAACCCCAACAUCUCGGGGAAGGACCCCACCUUUGACACCAUCACCUACGAGUGGGCACCCCCAGGGCUCGCCCAGAAGCUGGCCAUGCAGUACAUGGAGCUGAUCCCAAAGGAGCUGCAGCCAGUGGCAGGGACGGACGGGGCACUCCAGCGCCGGCGGCAACUGGUGAGACAACUGCCCCUGUACGACCAGGACCCCGCGCAGUGCCGCGGCCUCGCCGACGGCGAGCACAAGCUGAUGGAGGAGUUUGUGAAGAAGUACAAGGCUGAGGCGUUGGGUGUGGGUGAGGUGGCACUGCCAGGCCAGGGUGGCAGCAGCAGGAAGGAGGAGGGAAAGGCGCAGGACAAGAGCAUCGACUCCAGCAAAGCUGCUGAGUCCACCAACGGAGCCCUGGAGAGCACUCCCACCACGGGGCACUAUCACUGCGAGACCUGCAAGCAGGCAGUGGCCGGAGACUGCCCCGUGGUGUACGCCGACCGCGCCGGCUACGCGCGGCAGUGGCACCCGGCCUGCUUCGUCUGCACGCGCUGCGCGCAGCCCCUCGUCGACCUCAUCUACUUCUGGAAGGCUGGAGCCGCCUGGUGUGGCCGCCACUACUGCGAGAGCCUCCGGCCGCGCUGCGCCGGCUGCGACGAGAUCAUCUUCUCGGAGGACUACCAACAGGCAGAAGGGCUGGCCUGGCACAACAAGCACUUUGCCUGCCUGGAGUGUGAGACACUGCUGAUGGGCAAACCCUUCACUCUGGCCAACACCAACCUCCUGUGCACCACCUGCAGCCAGAGCAGACGCCUCUGA
This is a messenger RNA of Acanthisitta chloris (rifleman), 1059 nucleotides long. RefSeq names its product LIM and cysteine-rich domains 1 (gene LMCD1). NCBI's taxonomy places the organism in Eukaryota, Metazoa, Chordata, Aves, Passeriformes, Acanthisittidae. The transcript is spliced from 6 exons. Gene Ontology annotation, molecular function: zinc ion binding. The record is from RefSeq and is a predicted model, not a curated record. Bases 1 to 1059 code for a protein of 352 amino acids.